AUGAAUGCUGGAUCACACUAUUGCUACACUGGUAAAGAUGAAUAUGAGGAGAUGGAAAUAGAGAAUGAAAUUGUAAAUUUACAAGAUGAUACUCUGACCGAUCCAUUCGGACUACCACUACAACAACAACCACAACAACAAAUACCAGUGCCAUACGGACAACCACAACUCCAAUCUCUAUUUGGACAACCACAACAACAACAACAACAACAACAACAACAACAACAACAACAACAACCAUUUCUAUUUGGACAACCACAACAACAACAACAAAGAAUAUAUUUUGGACAACAACCACAAUAUAAUCCAUUUGCACAACCGCAACCACAACCACAACCACAAUAUCUAUUUGGAAAGCCACAACAACAAAGAGUAGCUCAAAAAGAAAAGAAAUUAGUAAAGAAAGCCAAUACCAAUAUUUUAAAUAUUAAUUUGGGUACUCUUUCCAAUGAACCAACCAUAGCAACUGGUGAUCCAUUGCACUGUAAGGGUUGUGAUGUCAUCUACAGUCACAUCAAUAACUUCACAGAGAUAAAGAAUGCCGAUGGUUCCACCAGCAAGAACAUAGCAACCGGUGGAGGUGUCAAAGAUGGAGUGUGGACUUGUGAGUUCUGCGGUGAGCCAACUCCAUUCAAUUUGCACGACCAAGAGAUUCCAAAGUCAAACAUCAUUGACUAUGUAAUCGAGCCAGCUCCCAUUACCAAAAACAACAACAAUAAUUUCAAUCAAAACACUCCAACCGUUGAAGUCAACCAAGAUUCCUCACUCGUUGUAUUCUGUUUGGAUAUCUCUGGAAGUAUGCAACGUACCUACAACCUACCACAGCCGGUCUAUCAUCACGGUGCCAAAUCCAAGAGUUUCGACAUCUCACGUCUUCAAUGUGUACAAUACGGUAUCGAAUCACAAUUGGAAGCACUUGCGAAAGACUUUCCAAACCGUCGUGUUGCUAUCAUUGCUUUCAAUGCCAACGUAUUGAUUAUCGGUGAUGGCACCCAGAAGCCUAUUACCAUAUCAGGUGACGAUUUGCACAAUGCCGAGAAAUUGAUUGCACACGGUGCCCAGCACACUCUGAAUAAACCGAUUACCAAGACCAGAUCGAUGCUCUUGAAGAAAGUACUCGCCAUGUAUGCUGACGGUAACACUGCACUCGGUCCAGCUAUUGCAGUUGCCGUCGGUAUGACUGCUGCCGUCCCAGGUUCCACCAUCGUCGUUGCAACCGACGGUCUCAGUAACGCCGGUAUCGGUUCUCUAGAAGGUUGGAAAUCUUUGGAAUCUGCCAAAUUCUACAAUGAGAUCGGUGAAAUCGCCAAGAAGAACGGUACCACUGUCUCGGUUCUCACCAUCAAGGGAACCGACACCAAGUUGGAACAAAUCGGUCAGCUUGCCGAGAUGACCAAUGGAACUGUAGAUAUCGUUGAUCCACUAAAGAUUAAAGAAGAAUUCAAAGCUGCUUUGGAACUCCCAAUACUUGCAACACAUUGCUCCAUUAAAGUUAGAUUGCAUCGUGGUCUCUACAUUUCAGAUCCACUGGCACCGACUGUCAAUCAAUCUUCAAUCUCCAAAGAGGUUGGUAAUGUCAACCGAGAGACUAUCAUAGCAUUCGAUUAUGGUACCAUCCCCGAUAGAGUAAUAGAUGAAUCACUAAAGUCAUUGCCAUUCCAGUUGCAAAUCACCUAUACCACACUGAAAGGAAUGAAGUGUUUGCGUGUGAUGACAAUGACACAGGAAACCACCAAAGAACAAAAGUUGGCUGAGGAACACGCCAAGAUCGAAGAGAUCGGUAUCAACAUGGUUCAAAACAGCUCAAAGACAGCUGCCACCGGUGAUUACAACAAAUCACGUGCUCAAAACAUGCAGUCUGCCAACAUGAUGAAACGUAUCGUUCAUCAACAGCAACAACAAAUGCAAUCUCCAGUCAUCAAUCAACAACAACAACAAUAUUUCCAACAACAACAACAAAGUGCACAAGUUUGGUUACAACAAGCACAAACUCUCGAAACAACACUCACCACCAACAUCCAGAAAGAAUCAUUCAACUCCAAUCUCUCUGAAGAAGAUCGUUAUCGUCAACGUCAAUCACAGAGAAACGAUGAAACUGCCACCAUGCUGUUCAACAUGAAACAAAUGAAUUCACGUAAAGCAAGAAACAAUGACAAAUCAGUGGUUCUAUCGAUCUUUUCCAUCAUUGAUAUUUGGAGAAGUAUUCAAUCAAAUAUUAUCAGUUUAAGUUCAUUGUUUGUAGACUAUAGUAAUUGUGGGUGUUUGGUAACAUCGGUUAUCGAUGGAUCAGAACAAAAAGUAGAUGUGCCUUUGGAUGAACAAGAAAAUAUUAACCUCUACAGUGGAAAGAAAGAAUUUUCAUCAAUAACCAAAUUGGUAUACGCAAUACAAAUGGAAAGAUUCAAUAUAUUGCUCAAUCCCGACCAUGCUCCAGGAGUGAUCAAGGAAUGA
Messenger RNA from Heterostelium album PN500, 2451 nucleotides. Its product is annotated as type A von Willebrand factor domain-containing protein. NCBI's taxonomy places the organism in Eukaryota, Evosea, Eumycetozoa, Acytosteliales, Acytosteliaceae. The transcript is spliced from 4 exons. The record is from RefSeq and is a predicted model, not a curated record. Gene Ontology annotation, molecular function: SNARE binding; zinc ion binding. Gene Ontology annotation, cellular component: endoplasmic reticulum exit site; COPII vesicle coat. Gene Ontology annotation, biological process: COPII-coated vesicle cargo loading. The coding region runs from base 1 to 2451 and encodes 816 amino acids.